AUGACUAGUCCCGGAACGCAGGGGUCGUGUCUCUCGCAGCCGACGGUGAAGAGCGUGCUGGUGUAUCGCAACGGGGACCCUUUCUUCCCGGGGCGCCGUAUUGUCGUCAAUGAGAAGAAAGUGUCCAACUUCGAGGUAUUCCUGAAAGAGGUGACAGGCAGGGUAAAGGCACCCUUUGGAGCUGUGCGUAACAUCUAUACACCCCGGGGUGGGCAUCGUGUCCGGCAGCUGGAGGAGCUUCAGAGUGGAGAGCAGUAUGUGGCUGGUGGCGGGGAAGCCUUCAAGAAACUCAACUAUUUGGACAUUGGAGAAACAAAGAAAAAACCUGCCGAAGUCAAUAACGAGGUCAAGCCAGUUACUCACAGUAGAAUCACUGUCUCAGCACGGUUUCGAAAACCACUCCAGGAGCCCUACACUAUUUUCCUGAUUGCUAACGGAGACCUUAUUAGCCCUGUAGUGCGCCUCCUCAUUCCCAGGAAAACACUGAAUCACUGGGAUCAUAUUCUUGAAAUGGUUACAGGAAAAGUUACCCUCAGAAGUGGAGCUGUUCACAGACUUUACACUUUAGAUGGAAAACUUGUUCAGAAUGGGUCAGACUUGGAGAAUGGGCAAAUUUAUGUUGCAGUGGGUAGAGAAAAGUUUAAGAAGUUGCCAUAUGGUGAUCUGCUGUUUAGCAAAUCUACAAUAAGAAGGCCACAGGGUUCCAAGGCCUCUGUACUACCUCCAAUUGUGGGAUCUCGAAAGUCUAAAGGCAGUGGAAAUGAUCGACAAUCUAAAUCUACCGUUGGAUCUAGUGACCCGGGAGAAAACAGUUCCUCACCUCAGCCUCCCAAAGGGAAGGACAAAAAAAGCCAGAAUCCAGAGGAUUCUGUGUCCAGACGACACUUUUCUAAAAACUCUACAAAAGUAAAACAGACAGUAAGAGUAACAGCUUCCACAGGAAUCCUUCAAGAUAAUGGUGAAGAUAUUUACAAAGCCAGCGAAGAGCGGGAAAAAAAAAUGCAGGAAGAUGAAGAUACUCGUGUAGAAGUUCCGCUGGACCAGAGGCCAGCAGAAACUGUAGAUGAAGAAGAAAAUGCAGAAGAGGAAAAUGACAGGGGAGAGGAGGCAUAUAAAGGACAGGAAGAAUAUCCAGAAGUGAAUGGAGAGGAAAGUGGGGAAACUGUUAAAGAAAGAAGUGAAAUGGAAGAAAAGAAGAAGAAAUUAAAUGAUAAUUAUGAAGGUGAAGAGAAUGGUGACCAAGCAGAGGAACUUACUCAUUUAAAUGGCAAGAAAAAUAAAGAAAAUGGUGAGGGAAUGGAGCACUUGAACUACCAAGGUGGUCUUCAGCCUGAAGAAGAAAUAAAAGAAGAGGAUUCUGACAGUCAGAAUCAGGUUGAUUCCCAUCUUGAAAAAACAUCCACAAAUCCAAGGGUGACAAUCACCAGCCCACAGGAAAGUGAAAAAAAUGACCAGAGCAAUGACUAUGCUGCAGUUGCAUAG
Messenger RNA from Fulmarus glacialis (Northern fulmar), 1482 nucleotides. RefSeq names its product doublecortin domain containing 2 (gene DCDC2). Gene Ontology annotation, biological process: dendrite morphogenesis; intracellular signal transduction; cilium assembly. The record is from RefSeq and is a predicted model, not a curated record. NCBI's taxonomy places the organism in Eukaryota, Metazoa, Chordata, Aves, Procellariiformes, Procellariidae. The transcript has 10 exons. Gene Ontology annotation, cellular component: microtubule organizing center; kinocilium; axoneme. Bases 1 to 1482 code for a protein of 493 amino acids.